AUGGCUACCUUCAUAACAUCGAACGUCUUAGGGACGAGUUAUGAGACUACCGACAGAUACCGGGAUUUGAGGGCACGGGGGGUCGGUGUCUCUGGGGUCAUCUGCUCUGCGUAUGACAACAUCACCAACGCCCCAGUCGCCAUCAAGAAGAUUGGGAAACCGUUUUCGAGUACGGCGGUCGCGAAACGAACGUACCGGGAAGUCUACCUGCUGAGCAGACUGCGACAUGAAAAUCUCAUUACCUUGCAAGAUAUCUUUAUAUCUCCGGCUGAAGACAUCUACCUCGUCACGAAUAACAUGAUGACGGAUCUACACCAGCUCGUUCAGUCAAGACCGUUAAACAACCAGUUUAUCCAGUUUUUCACCUACCAGAUUCUCCGAGGGCUGAAGUACAUCCACUCGGCUGGCGUCAUCCACCGCGACCUCAAACCGGGCAACAUCCUCGUAAACGAAAAUUGCGACUUGAAAAUCAUCGACUUCGGGCUCGCGCGGGAACAGGAGCACCACAUGACCGGCUACGUCGUAACGAGGUGGUACCGAGCGCCGGAGAUCAUGCUGACAUGGAAGCAGUACGGCUACGAGAUCGAUAUCUGGAGCGUGGGAUGUAUCCUUGCAGAGAUGAACCUGGCACGACCCCUCUUUCCCGGAAAGGAUCACAUCCACCAGUUCUCCCUGAUUACGGAGCUGCUCGGAAACCCUUCCAAGGAAGUCAUGGAGCGAAUAUACAACCCGAAUACACGCCGAUUCAUCGACGAGCUACCACACCAGGAAGGCCGUCCGUUCUCGUCCGUCCUCAAAGGCGUUGACCCCACCGCGAUCGACCUCCUCGAGAAAAUGGUCAAAUUCGACCCGUACGAGAGAAUCACCGCCGCGGACGCCCUCUCGCACCCGUACCUUAUGACGUACCACGACUCGGAGGACGAGCCCAGCGCCGGCAAGGAAAUCGACUGCUCCUACGAGGAAGACCCAGCUAUCUCGCUGGAGGAGUGGAAACUAAAGAUGUACAACGAGGUGCUGGAUUUCCACCAGGGUGCCUGCACAGGGCAGACCACCAACAUGACAGAUACAGAUACAGGUACCCACGACGAUGCACUAAGGAGCAUCGCCCAACGAGAUUCAAGAGUGGAGAGCUACUAG
Molecule: messenger RNA, 1137 nt
Organism: Aspergillus candidus
Lineage: Eukaryota; Fungi; Ascomycota; Eurotiomycetes; Eurotiales; Aspergillaceae
Product: kinase-like domain-containing protein
Exons: 9
Coding region: 1-1137 (378 amino acids)
Biological process (GO): osmosensory signaling pathway; protein phosphorylation; cellular response to oxidative stress
Cellular component (GO): cytoplasm; nucleus
Molecular function (GO): MAP kinase activity; ATP binding
Source: RefSeq, a predicted model, not a curated record